CGGCCGCCGGGGGCGAUGGUUCAUCCCGGGAGUGCCGGGGAGGAGGAAGAGGGGGGGGAAGAGGAAGAGGAGGAGAAGGCGGCGGUGGAAGCGGCGGCGGAAGCGACGGCGGAAGCGGCGGAAAACGGGAGCGGCGAGGGCUGGGAGAGACUGGUGGCGGAGAACCGCGAGCUGAAGGGGGCGCUGCGGCGCAGCACGGAGUCGGUGCGGCUGCGCUGUGAGGAGCUGCGGCGGCUGCAGGCGCUGCGUCGCGCCGAGAGGGAAGCGCUGCGCAGCCGAGCGGCUCAGGCCCGCGCCCUCGUCUGCAGCCUCCGCGCGCGCUGCGCCUCGCUCAGUGAUGUCCCAGCGCCGCCCCCCGAGUCCCCGUGUGCCCCCCAGGACCGCACCGACCCCCCGAGGUCUCCGGAGCAGCUGAGGCGCCGUUUGGCGGCCGCGGAGGCUCAGCUGGCGGCGGCGCGAGAGGCGGCGGUGGAGGCCGAGGCGAGAGCGGAGGCGGCGGCGAAGGAGGCGGAGGAGAAGGUGAAAGCGCUCAGGAAGGAACUGGAGGCUCAGGCUGCAGUGAAGGCUCAGGUGACGUCGCUGUUGGCGGAGCUGCGCGAGAGUCAGGAGAGGCUCGAGAGCGGCCGCAGGGAGAGCCUCGCCCUGGAGAGCAGGGCGGUGGCGGCCGAGGCGCGGUGCCGGGCGCUGGAGGAGGACGCGUCGGCGCAGCGGCUGCAGCUCGAUCAGCUGCGCCUGCACACACAGAGCCUCGAGAGCGCCCUCAGGGCCGAGCGGCAGGCGGGCAGCGACGAGAAGCGGAAGUUGGUGCAGCUGCAGGUCGCCUAUCACCACCUCUUCCAGGAGUUCGACGGACACAUCCGGGGGGGACAUGGGGACAGGGGACAGGGACAGGGCGCGUGGCGGGAGCUGCAGGAGGCGCGGGAGCAGCUGCGCGCGGCCGAGGAGGCGCUGGCGGCCAAACAGGAGCUGAUCGACCGCCUCAAGGAGCAGCGGGAGCGCGACCGCAGCGCCCUGGAGAGCGUCCCCGUGCUGCGGGCACAGGCCGAGAUCUUCCGGGCGGAUUUUGCAGCGGAGCGGGCGGCGCGGGAGCAGCUGCACGCGCAGAGAGAGGCACUGCAGGCAGCGCUGGAGCAGCUGCGGCUGCGGCUGCAGAGCGAGGGCGCAGCACGAGCCCGUCUGGACGAGAUGCGCAAUCGCCACUCGGAACCUCGCCCCGCCUCGGCACCCAGUUUUGGGGGACCCCGCGCCGCGUCCCCCCCUGAGGAAGAACCCGAGCUCUGUUGUCCCAAGUGCCAAUAUAAGGCUCCGGAUAUGGACACCCUUCAGAUCCACGUCAUGGAGUGCAUCAAGUGAUGGGGGAAGCACCCCAAAAUCCUUAUGGGAGCCCCCCCUGAACCUCCAGCGGUCCCCAAAAACAUGGGGGAGUCCAAAGCCUUCAGGGAACCCCCCCCCAAAAUUCAAUGGGGGGGGAAUUUAUGCCAUUAAAACUCCUUAGAGAGGAGUGGAUUAGCGUAAAUGGACCCAAAUUGGGGGGUUUCGAGGGUGGUUUUGGGGUUCAAAGGGUGAUUUUGGGGGUUCAAGGGGUGGUUUUGGGGGUGAAAGGAAGAAACGACCCCAAAAUGUCCCCCAGAAACUUAAUUGAGCCCAAACGUGGGGCUGAAAAAUGGCUUUUCAGGAAGUAAACAAAAAUAAAUCUUUUUUGAGGUAAAAAUCUUUCAGCAGGAAAUAAAAUGCACCUUUUUUUGAGGUAAAAAACCCCUUUUUCUGAGGUAAAAUGUUUCCUGAAUGUCAAUAUGGUGCUUUUUAGGGGGUAGAACCGUCUUUUUUUGGAAGUAAUGCUUUCUCUGUGAGGUAAUUUUUACCUUUUCGGAGGUAAAAAUCCACUUCUGAGGUGAAAAAUUCUCUUUCCUGACAUAAAUCUGUUCCAUGAGGUAAAAUUGAUCUUUCUUGAGAUAAAAAACCCACUCUUUCCUGAGGCAAAAAUCUCUUUCCUGAGGCAAAAAUCUCUUUCCUGAAGUAAAAUCUCCUCCCUGAGGUAAAAAAAAUGUUUCAUGAGGGUAAAACCCACAUUUCUUGACGUAAAAAAAAACCUUUUCUGAGGUAAAAUCCUCCUUUUUGAGGUAAAAAAAAAUGUCUUUACUCGAGCAAAUGCUCCAUGUGAGGUGAAAAUCACUUUUUUUCAUGUAAAAAGUCGUUUUUUGGAGGAUAAACCCCCUUCCCUGAUGUAAAUAUCUAAUUUU
This is a messenger RNA of Cuculus canorus (common cuckoo), 2240 nucleotides long. It is a transcript of the gene IKBKG, whose product is annotated as inhibitor of nuclear factor kappa B kinase regulatory subunit gamma. Bases 16 to 1353 code for a protein of 445 amino acids. Gene Ontology annotation, molecular function: K63-linked polyubiquitin modification-dependent protein binding. Gene Ontology annotation, cellular component: nucleus; cytoplasm. The record is from RefSeq and is a predicted model, not a curated record. The transcript has 12 exons. Lineage: Eukaryota; Metazoa; Chordata; Aves; Cuculiformes; Cuculidae. Gene Ontology annotation, biological process: regulation of canonical NF-kappaB signal transduction.